Molecule: messenger RNA, 936 nt
Organism: Neohortaea acidophila
Lineage: Eukaryota; Fungi; Ascomycota; Dothideomycetes; Mycosphaerellales; Teratosphaeriaceae
Exons: 1
Coding region: 386-880 (164 amino acids)
Source: RefSeq, a predicted model, not a curated record
UGGCACUGCAACUAACACCCAUGACUUGCAGGAACAAAGAUCGCUCUGGGUAUCCCUCAGGCCCAGCUAGACGGAAGAAAAGACAGCGCGUUCCAGGACAUUCCGCUCCGCCGCCCCGGCACCGCGACCGAGGCCGCCAGCGCCAUUCUCGCCGUCGUCAGCCCGUACAUGAGCUAUGUCACUGGCCAAACGAUUGCUGUGACGGGCGGGAGGAACAUGUAAAAGUAGUCGACGCUUACUCUAUCUGGAAUAUACUCGAAAACUAUCAUUCAUCAUUUCGAUUCACUGAUCAACGUUUCGUCACCACGUGUUGGUUUGGAGCUGUCGACUGGCGUGUUGAUGAAGCGCACAAGGACUCGAAUGUCUCAAGUGGCUACACAAAGAAAUGAAACCAGGUCAUCGGGUUGCACAUCCUCCUACUCGCGAAACAAGUCGACCACGUGCCCCGCUCAGCCUUGUUCGAUGUAGCACCCACGAAGCCCUUGUGUCUCUGUCGCCAGAAGAACUAGAUGGGAUCGUGCCCUUCAGUAUUCCUCCACAACAUCGUGAUUCUUCCUCAACCUUCAUGUACACCCUCAAGUAUCCAAAGCAACAUGCACACUCCACCCCACCCCAAAAAACACCCUCUCGAACCACCAACGCAAGGCUUCUUUACGAUGAAACAAGGCUGGACCUGGCCAACAUGCAACUGCAGCCAGGAAGAGUUACGCGCACUUUUGCGCGAACCUGCAACAAUUCGACAGUCUCGGGAGGAAAGGUCGCGUGCAGCAAGCACGACAAAAGCCGUCAUGUGCUGGAAAUUGCUCGCUCUUCUCUUGGCUAUCGUUUUUAUUAUUCAAGGAGCUUUGCUGGUCUAUCAGGCCGAGGUGCUGGUGCUUAGGAGUGAUUGCUGUACUGCCGUCGAGUUUGACUCUUGUACGCGUUGAUAGACACAUG